CCUGUACAGGUGUUAUCGGGUGACACUCGUGCUGGGGCUGUGAUAGGGGUGCUAUCGGUGCAGCACGGGUGCUGCCAGCCUGGCCCUGCCGUUGUGGGCACGGUGUGGGUGCUGCGAGCCUGGCACCGGCGCCGGGCUGGGCACGGUGCUGCGAGCCUGGCACGGGUGCUGCAGGGUUGGCAGAAGCACUGCGAGCCUGGCAGCGGGCUGGGAGCCUGGCGUGGGCCCUGGGAGGCUGGCAGCGGCGCUGGGACGCUGGCAGGGGCACCGCCAGCCUGGCAUGGCCCCCCGGCCCCCCGGGGCAGCUCCUCCCUCGCCGGUGGUGCCAAGAGGCUGCGAACCCCCCGUGUCCGUGUCCGUGGCCUCUGGCCGGACCCACCCCCGCCGGGUGACUCAGCCCGGGAGGCUUUUCCUUAUAUAACGCGGCACCGCUCGGAGCCCCACGGAGCGGCCCCUGCCUCAGUUUCCCCUCGCCGGGGCGUCACUGUCGCUGCUGCCACAGCCGCCGCUGCCAUGUGGAUGGUGUCACCGCCGGUCGAUGAAGGAUCUGCCUGGCUUUGGGACACGGCAAAGGCGGGGGGUAUUUUCCAGUCCACCAAGAAGCUGGUGCUGAGCGAGCAAGUGGGACGGGGACGGGCACUGGAAUUCCUCCGGAAAAACGCAGCCAACGGGCUCUCCGUGGCCAACCUCCUAGCUGGGCUUUCCUCCAUCCUCUGCAGCGUCAACAGGCAAUACCAGUACUCCUGCUGGCUGCUGCUCCUGGGCUUCCUGCUGGAUCUAGCUGAUGGGGCCGUGGCCCGGCAGCUCGACGCCUGUUCUGCACUGGGUGCCAAGCUGGAUGACUUUGCGGAUUUCACCACGUUCGGGCUGGGCACGGCCCUGUUGCUGCAGCCCCAGGGUGUGCUGGGGGGACUGCUGACCCUUGCCUACGUGCUAGCCGUCUUUGCCCGCCUCUGCUUCUUCUCCAGUGGGAUCCCCUUCACCUACCGGGGGCUGCCCUGCCCUUACGCCUCGGCAGUGCUGGCCAGCACCUUCCUGCUCACCGGAGGACACGUGGCCCUGCUCCGCGCCGCCGCCGCCGCCAUGAUCCUGUUCAUGGCCGACUGCGGCUUCUACCCCCACGACAGGGUGCUGGAGUCUCAGCUUUGGAAGAAACUGGUUUAUGCUGGAGGGGUGUUGGCUGUCCUGCUGGCACCGACGGCCGUGUCUGCGGUUUAUUGCCUGGCCUGGGCCACGUCCUACAUCGUCUUCCCCUUCGCCCUCUGGAGCUGCAAGGCCUGAGCCCUCCCUAGAGCCUAGUAAAGCCUUCCUCAUCCUCA
This is a messenger RNA of Oenanthe melanoleuca, 1319 nucleotides long. It is a transcript of the gene TMEM269, whose product is annotated as transmembrane protein 269. Gene Ontology annotation, molecular function: phosphotransferase activity, for other substituted phosphate groups. The transcript is spliced from 7 exons. Gene Ontology annotation, cellular component: membrane. Lineage: Eukaryota; Metazoa; Chordata; Aves; Passeriformes; Muscicapidae. The record is from RefSeq and is a predicted model, not a curated record. Gene Ontology annotation, biological process: phospholipid biosynthetic process. Bases 514 to 1281 code for a protein of 255 amino acids.